AUGUGCCACGCGGACCAACGGUGGACUGAGGCGCUUCCCCUGGUUCUCCUCAGAAUCCGCACUGCUUUCAAGGAGGACCUACAAGCAUCGGUAGCUGAGUUCGUGUACGGUGAGACACUCAGAGUGCCCGGCAAGCUGCUAACACCGACCACCGAACCAGCGGACCCAGCGCAGUUAAUCACCGAACUACGGCAGCAUAUGGCUCAACUCAGACCGAUUCCGGCAUCACGGCACACCUGCCCGGCUACGUUCGUGCACAGAGACCUCGGUAAUUGCACUCACGUCUUCCUCCGGCAGGACGCAGCCCGUAGGGCAUUGGAGCCCCCCUACCGCGGCCCUUACCAGGUCCUAACGUGGAGAGACAAGACGAUGCAAAUUCUUGUGCGCGACAGGCCCGUCACUGUGUCAACUUAUCGGGUCAAGCCUGCCUACAUGCUGAACGAGUCCAGCCACGGAACCCACACGACUUUCAACCCGACAACCGCAGCAGCACCGGCCUCACCUGCCACACCUCCACAACUCGCCGCAAAAUCUACAAGCUGCGGACGUCAAAUCCGCCUCCCUGCUCGCUUCAACAGCUGA
Messenger RNA from Cryptotermes secundus, 582 nucleotides. RefSeq lists its product as uncharacterized. The coding region runs from base 1 to 582 and encodes 193 amino acids. The transcript has a single exon. The record is from RefSeq and is a predicted model, not a curated record. Lineage: Eukaryota; Metazoa; Arthropoda; Insecta; Blattodea; Kalotermitidae.